Messenger RNA from Asparagus officinalis (garden asparagus), 965 nucleotides. Its product is annotated as cytochrome b5-like. Gene Ontology annotation, molecular function: heme binding. NCBI's taxonomy places the organism in Eukaryota, Viridiplantae, Streptophyta, Magnoliopsida, Asparagales, Asparagaceae. The transcript has 4 exons. The coding region runs from base 390 to 746 and encodes 118 amino acids. Gene Ontology annotation, cellular component: membrane; intracellular membrane-bounded organelle. The record is from RefSeq and is a predicted model, not a curated record.
CCUUCAUCAGCCGCAACUCUCAAGCUCUCAAAAUCCUUGGCGUCUCGAGAGAGAAAGAGAAAGAGAAUCAAAGAGAGAGAGACGAAGAGAUCGAUCGAUCGAGAGAGAGAGAGAGACGAGAUCGAUGGACGAGGACGACGAGAUCUGAGAGAAGACGAGCGACGAUAUCUGAGAGAAGACGAGGAUGAGCGGCGACGGGACUCAGGGAUGUUAUGGUUUCGUAUUACGAGCACGAGAUCUGAUCUCGACGAGGACGAGCGACGAGUGGAGCCUAUCCGAGGAGCACGAGAGCAGCGACAGGACGAGCGACGGGUGGAGCACGAGAUCUGAUCUCGACGAGGACGAGGCCGACGAGGACGAGCACGAGAUCUGAGAGAAGAGAUCGAUGGAUGAAUUCGAGGACGAGCGACGGGACUGAGGUAUAUGACGUGACAAAAUAUCUGGACGAUCACCCGGGUGGAGAUGAUGUUCUCCUCUCUGCAACUGGGAGAGAUUCAACCGAAGAUUUUGAAGAUGCUGGCCACAGCUCAGAUGCUAGAAAGCUCAUGGAGGAGUUUUUCAUAGGAGAGAUUGACACAGACUCAACCGCCAUCCCAGAGCUCGAGAUAUUUACAAAGGAUCAUCAGAAGUCUUCAGACCUUGCUAACAAGUUUCUGAACAAGGCAGUUCAAUACUGGGCUUUCCCCGCGGCAGCCAUUGGGAUCCCAAUUGUAGUAGCUGCCCUCUUAUACUCCCACAAGAGAUAAUAAGUGUUUCUGUAUUUGUUAUUUUGUCAAAUUCAUCUAUAUGGAGAUGAUUGACACUGAUUUCUAUUUGUCCAUCUCACUGCUGGUCUGAAUCAGAGAUUAGAGUCCUUUAAUGACAAUGAAAUUUGAAGAAUGUAUGCUACAUGCUUGAGCACAAAAGUUACCUUGGUGACAUAUUGAUAGCUCAUAACGUUUUAGUUUGAGAACCCUUGCUGCCUU